This is a messenger RNA of Cyclocybe aegerita, 516 nucleotides long. NCBI's taxonomy places the organism in Eukaryota, Fungi, Basidiomycota, Agaricomycetes, Agaricales, Hemipholiotaceae. The record is from the annotation of a GenBank genome assembly.
AUGACUACACUUAAGCUGCCGUUUCUGAGAGAUACUAUGUCAUCGAUUUGCCAAACAAAACAAAAACAGGCGGGAGGGAAAAGGGUCUUAGCGUGUCCCUCUCUCAUGAGUUCUUUACUCCCUCCCACGAACCAAGCCGGCAUUCCCGUGCCUAAAACCCCGCAAAAUCCUGCGACAUUCGACGAUAUCGGCCGAGCGGUACUGUAUCUUCGAGCACUUGAGUGGACGCGAAUGGGUCCCCAUCCGAACCCUGCGACAGAUCGCGAGAUAGGCGAGGCUGAGGUGUACAAAACCGCCUUGAUCCUCAGUUGCAUGUUUGGGAGUCAAACUGCACCACCAUGGCUGGCGGGUUUCCGCGAUCAUAUUCAACAUGUACAGGCACUCACCAACGCCGGUCCUAGAAACGACACCAAUGCCACCCGCAGCACCAAUGAUGCCCUCCGCACCGAUGACGGGCAACAGAUCCCUAGCCGUGCAGAGAAUGGGGGAUCUUCGCAAGGGGCCUCUGGGGUAUGA